Gigantopelta aegis is the source of this 396-nucleotide messenger RNA. RefSeq names its product protein GVQW3-like. Gene Ontology annotation, molecular function: nucleic acid binding. Bases 1 to 396 code for a protein of 131 amino acids. The transcript has a single exon. Lineage: Eukaryota; Metazoa; Mollusca; Gastropoda; Neomphalida; Peltospiridae. The record is from RefSeq and is a predicted model, not a curated record.
AUGAGUCGUGCGAGGUGUUUUGAGUGGCACGCACGCUUCAGGAGCGGCAGAACAUCACUAGAUGACGACAAGAGGCCUAGCCGACCUUCCACGAGCUCAACCCCUGAAAAUGUGGAAACAAUUCGGCAACUUGUGCAUGAGGAUCAUCGGAGAUCCAUCAACGACAUUGCUGCCAUCAUUGAUGUGUCAUACGGAACAGUGCAGGCAAUCCUAACAUCUGAUUUGAACAUGCACCACAUUGCUGCAAAGUUCGUGCCUAGGCUUCUGACCCCCGAUCAGAAGGAGCUCCGUGCCGAAGUCUGUCAAGAUCUCCAUCAGCGUUCCCUGGAUGACCCAACCUUCAUGUUAAGGGUAAUCACUGGGCAUGAGACUUGGCUCUACGGAUACGACCUGUAG